UGAACGGCGCCGCGGGGCUCCGCGUUGGCUGCGAGGCUCGGCCGGAGCGUGGACCCCGCACUGUCCCCGCGCACCCGCCGCGCCGCCCCGGAGCCGUGCCUGCGCCCCGCGCCGUUGUCCGCCGCCCUCCCGCCCAUGGAGCGCGCGCCCUCGCGCCCGGCCCCGCGGCCGCUGCUGCUGCCGCUGCUCGCCGGCCUCUCGCUGCUGGCGGCCCCAGCGCGCGCAGACGUGCCCAUGGAGGCCUGCUGUGCGGACGGACACCGCACGGCCACGCAGCACAGGGCCUGCUCGCUGCCCUACGCCUCGGAGUCCAAGGAGUGCAGGAUGGUCCAGGAGCAGUGCUGCCACAGCCAGCUGGAGGAGCUGCACUGCGCCACUGGCAUCAACCUGGCCAACGAGCAGGACAGCUGCGCCGUGCCCGCCGCCAACGCCAGCCUGGAGGCCGUGUUCGUGAAGAGGUGCUGCCACUGCUGCCUGCUGGGGCGGGCGGCCCAGGCCCAGGGCCAGAGCUGCGAGUACAACCUCAUGGUCGGCUACCAGUGCGGCCUGGUCUUCCGGGCCUGCUGCGUCAAGGGCCAGGAGACCUCGGACUUGGCCCCCGCAGACAAUGGGCACCUCCAGGACACAGCUAAGCUCUCGGAGGCGGAGGAGGAGCAGGAGGACCCGUACCUGAAUGACCGCUGCCGAGGCGGCGGGCCGUGUAAGCAGCAGUGCCGUGACACGGGCGAGGAGGUCGUCUGCUCGUGCUUUGUGGGCUACCAGCUGCUGGCCGACGGCGUCUCCUGUGAAGAUGUGAAUGAGUGCAUCACGCGCACCCACAGCUGCCGGCUCGGCGAGUCCUGCAUCAACACCGUGGGCUCGUUCCGCUGCCAGCGGGACAGCAGCUGCGGGACGGGCUAUGAGCUCACGGAGGACAAUGACUGCAAAGAUAUUGACGAGUGUGAGAGUGGUAUUCAUAACUGCCUCCCCGAUUUUAUCUGUCAGAAUACUCUGGGAUCCUUCCGCUGCCGACCCAAGCUACAGUGCAAGAGCGGCUUUAUACAAGAUGCUCUAGGCAACUGUAUUGAUAUCAAUGAGUGUUUGAGUAUCAGCCCCUCGUGCCCCGUCGGGCACACGUGCAUCAACACGGAGGGCUCGUACACGUGCCAGAAGAACGUGCCCAACUGUGGCCGUGGCUACCAUCUCAACGAGGAGGGCACCCGCUGUGUGGACGUGGAUGAGUGCGCGCCGCCCGCGGAGCCCUGCGGGCCGGGCCACCUCUGCAUGAACUCCGCUGGAAGCUUCCGCUGCGAGUGCAAGGCCGGCUUCUAUUUCGACGGCAUCAGCAGGACAUGUGUGGACAUCAACGAGUGCCGGCGCUACUCCGGGCGCCUGUGCAGCCACAAGUGCGAGAACACGCUGGGAUCCUUCCACUGCAGCUGCUCCGCGGGCUUCCGGCUGGCGCCCGACGGCCGCUCCUGCGAAGAUGUGAACGAAUGCACCAGCAGCCCCUGCAGCCAGGAGUGCGCCAACGUCUACGGCUCCUUCCAGUGCUACUGCCGCCGCGGCUUCCAGCUCAGCGACGUGGACGGGGUCACCUGCGAAGACAUCGAUGAGUGCGCCCUGCCCACCGGGGGCCACAUCUGCUCCUACCGCUGCAUCAACUUCCCCGGGAGCUUCCAGUGCAGCUGCCCCCCGACUGGGUACAAGCUGGCCCCCAACGGACGCAACUGCCAGGACAUUGACGAGUGUGUGACCGGCAUACACAACUGCUCCAUCAAUGAGACGUGCUUCAACAUCCAGGGCGGCUUCCGCUGUCUGGCCUUCGAGUGUCCGGAGAACUACCGCCGCUCCGCGGACACGCUCCACCAGGAGAAGACAGACACCGUCCGCUGCAUCAAGUCCUGCCGCCCCAGCGACAUCAGCUGCAUGCUGGACCUGGUGCACACCGUCUCCUACACCGUCGUCUCGCUGCCCACCUUCCGCGAGUUCGCCCACCCAGAAGAGAUCAUCUUCCUCCGUGCCGUCAUGCCCGCGCACCCCGCCAACCACGCCGACAUCAUCUUCGACAUCACGGAGGGGAACCUGCGGGACUCCUUCGACAUCGUCAAGCGCUACAUGGACGGAAUGACCGUGGGGGUGGUGCGCCAGGUGCGGCCCAUCGUGGGCCCGUUCCACGCGGUCCUGAAGCUGGAGAUGAACUACGUGCUCGGGGGCGUGGUGAACCACCGAAAUAUCGUCAAUGUCCACAUCUUCGUCUCCGAGUACUGGUUCUGAGGGCUGGUCCGCGGCACAGCCACGUCUGCACCUCCAGGCCAAGUCAUUGCUGCCAGCGACUGUGCCCUGCCCCUGUUUAUACCGCCCAGACAUUUCUUGAUUUUAUGUAUUUGUUCGUCAGGGUGGGCUGACAUCUACCUGGCGUAUUUUGGUGUUGAAAUAAUGAAUGCAAUUAA
Messenger RNA from Myotis myotis, 2432 nucleotides. It is a transcript of the gene FBLN1, whose product is annotated as fibulin 1. Gene Ontology annotation, biological process: extracellular matrix organization. Bases 136 to 2256 code for a protein of 706 amino acids. Lineage: Eukaryota; Metazoa; Chordata; Mammalia; Chiroptera; Vespertilionidae. Gene Ontology annotation, molecular function: peptidase activator activity; calcium ion binding. The record is from RefSeq and is a predicted model, not a curated record. The transcript has 17 exons. Gene Ontology annotation, cellular component: extracellular region.